CUUCAAAGUUCCGUAAAAAAAGCCAACCAAUUUAUCGCGCGUCAAUACAUGAUUGGCUAUAUAAUAUCCUACUGCAAUGAUCAUCUAUUACAUGAAACCUACUCUACAAUAACCAUCAUUAAAAUAGAAGAAGACAGUAGCACAUAAAAUCAUAAUUCCACCAUCCUAACAAAUUCACAUCGGACUUCACCAUAUCGGAGAUUAAGGUCACCCCUGUCUGCACCUCUCCACUCCACUCCACAACGGAAUAUUCUAAUUUAAAACGGAAUUUCAAAAAAUGAGUUCGCCAUCUGGAGGAGAGGAUUCUAAAGACGACGAAAAAGAUGAGGAAUCAAACCGUCUGUUGCCGUUAUCAUCCUCAUCACAAUCUCAAUCGUUACAAAGCGAGAAUUAUUCCGAUGAAGUAGCAUUCGAAGCGCGAGAGAAAAUCGUGAUCGUUGACGUGGAAGGACCACACUCAAUAGACGCCGUUGAUUAUGUCCCACCAUUCUCAUGGAGAAAACUCUGGCUAUUCACAGGACCUGGGUUCUUAAUGAGCAUAGCGUUUUUAGAUCCAGGGAAUUUAGAAGGGGAUCUUCAGGCAGGGGCGAUUGCUGGGUACUCGUUGUUAUGGCUCUUACUGUGGGCAACAGUCAUGGGGUUGUUGAUCCAGAUGUUGUCAGCUCGUGUUGGGGUCGCGACGGGGCGGCACUUGGCGGAGUUGUGUAGAGAUGAGUAUUCGAAUUGGGCUAGGUAUAUUUUGUGGUUUAUGGCGGAGGUGGCACUUAUUGGUGCUGAUAUACAGGAGGUUAUUGGGAGUGCUAUUGCUAUUCAGAUUUUGAGUAAUGGGUUCUUGCCUCUUUGGGCCGGAGUUCUAAUUACGGCAUCGGAUUGUUUCAUGUUUUUAUUUCUAGAGAAUUAUGGAGUAAGGAAGUUAGAAGGUGUUUUUGCGGUUCUGAUUGCGACAAUGGCUUUAUCAUUUGCCUGGAUGUGUGGUGAUGCCAAGCCAAGUGGAAAAGAACUUUUAAAGGGUAUUUUAAUUCCAAGACUUGGUUCAAAGACAAUUCGACAAGCUGUGGGUGUGGUGGGUUGUGUCAUAAUGCCGCACAAUGUGUUCUUACAUUCUGCUUUGGUACAGUCUAGAAAGAUCGAUCCUCAGAAGAAAGCCCGGGUGCAAGAGGCACUGACUUACUAUUCAAUUGAGUCCUCAGUAGCUCUUUUUGUCUCUUUUAUGAUAAAUUUGUUCGUUACAACCGUGUUUGCUAAGGGGUUUUAUGGUACUCCACAAGCCAGUAGUAUAGGACUAGUUAAUGCAGGGCAGUAUCUUGAGGAGAAGUACGGUGGAGGACUCUUUCCAAUUCUUUAUAUCUGGGGUAUUGGCUUGUUGGCUGCUGGACAAAGUAGUACAAUAACUGGCACCUAUGCUGGGCAAUUUAUCAUGGGAGGUUUUCUCAACCUGCGUUUAAAGAAAUGGACGAGGGCAUUGAUAACACGGAGUUUUGCUAUUAUCCCAACUAUUAUUGUUGCCAUCAUUUUCAACACAUCUGAAGCUUCUUUGGAUAUUCUGAAUGAGUGGCUUAAUGUGCUCCAGUCGAUGCAGAUUCCUUUCGCACUUAUCCCUCUUCUGACCUUGGUAGCCAAGGAGCAGGUCAUGGGGGUAUUUAAAAUCGGGCCUGUUCUUGAGAGACUGGCGUGGACUAUUGCUGUCCUGGUUAUCCUGAUCAAUGGGUAUCUUUUGAUUGAUUUCUUUAUAUCUGAAGUUAAGGGCUUGCUCUUUGGCUUUCUGAUCGGAAGUGGCACGGUUGCAUAUGUAUCAUUUAUCAUUUAUCUUGUUUCUCGUUGCGGUACAAGUCCUUCUAAUGGGCUCAGCUUAGAACUAUCGGAGAGGAUUACUUGCAAUGGAAAUUGAGUUGGUGCAGUUUGCAGAAACCUCAGACCAUUAGAAUAAUGACAGUCAUUCAGAGGCUGCCAUGCGAUAUAUAUUAUAUGACACAUUGAGAUUCUUUCAACAAGUAAAAUUCACAUUUAUGUUUGGAAUCACUAACCUUGGUGCAUACAUAAAGCAAGUGUACAAUGUCAAACAAUCAAUGUAGCAGGUCCCCUCAACAAUUUCGCUCAAAGAAGCCGGAUGGUCAUGUUCCUAUCAUCAACCACGUAAGAACAUUCUUUUCUCUGUUUUGGUGGUUGAAGGACCACAGUUUUAGCAAGAAGAUACGUUGAUAAGCGUGCCUUGUUUACCCCUACGAAAUUCUAGGAUGAGCUUGUUAGUUUAUUUUUUUGACGUGACAGUUUAUCUUGUACGAUAGUCAACCUAGCACUGUCGGUUCCUGGAAGGAACUAAUAAAUACAACAGAAUGAGUUGAUCCUUUUUUGACCUGUA
Molecule: messenger RNA, 2359 nt
Organism: Populus trichocarpa (black cottonwood)
Lineage: Eukaryota; Viridiplantae; Streptophyta; Magnoliopsida; Malpighiales; Salicaceae
Product: metal transporter Nramp2
Exons: 4
Coding region: 278-1888 (536 amino acids)
Biological process (GO): metal ion transport
Cellular component (GO): membrane
Molecular function (GO): manganese ion transmembrane transporter activity; cadmium ion transmembrane transporter activity
Source: RefSeq, a predicted model, not a curated record